Messenger RNA from Coregonus clupeaformis (lake whitefish), 5759 nucleotides. RefSeq lists its product as uncharacterized. The transcript has 10 exons. Gene Ontology annotation, molecular function: protein kinase C binding. The coding region runs from base 457 to 3927 and encodes 1156 amino acids. Gene Ontology annotation, biological process: establishment or maintenance of cell polarity; centrosome cycle; regulation of cellular localization. Gene Ontology annotation, cellular component: apical plasma membrane; nucleus; cell cortex. Lineage: Eukaryota; Metazoa; Chordata; Actinopteri; Salmoniformes; Salmonidae. The record is from RefSeq and is a predicted model, not a curated record.
AAGCAACCCUGAGGUUUCCACACAUGUGAAUCACCUUUUACAGUCAGUUGCUGCCCACUGCCUGCUGUAGAUGUUUUCCCAGAGGAAGGAGGACAGAGGAACUGGAUACUUGGCAGCAGGGGCUGUUGAGGGGAGGAGAAGGUUGGUGAAACUCCCAGAUUUGUGUACUUAAAGGGAGAGUGAGUGCUCAGUGGAGACGAGACCCACACUUGAACUGCCCCAACACAGCUGGAGAGAGACAGAGAGAGAGGGAAGGAAGGGGAAGGUAGUUUCAAAAUAGAAGGCGUCGCUGAAAUAACAGUGAGAAGGUUUUGGGCUGAGCUUUUGCAGAAUUUAGGAUGGCAUUUGAGAGAGGAGGCCAGAGCAGGCAGAGCUACCUCAGUCUCUGAACACCAAUGGAGGGAGAGAGCUCUGAUGCUCCCCUGACUGUGUGAUGUGGCCACGGAGAAAGUAACCAUGGCAGACUCCUUUCUCCCCAUGCCCUGUGUGCCACAGAGGGCCAAGCCCCAGACCCUGCAACCUGGCAUGGAAGACCAACCCUCCUCCAGCCCCAGCCCGGAGCCUGCCACCUCAACCUCAACCUCUACCCCCACCUCGCCCUCCCCAUGCCCCCUCAGCCAGCUCCUGCUCCAGCAGCAGCCCGGGCCCCCGAGCUCGGCUGUGUCGGCCCUGCAGUCCAAGGUCAAGGCCCUGUCUGAGCGCAACAAGGCUGCAGGGAGGGAGGCGUUCAAGGGAGGCAUGGAUAAGAAGGCCUUUCCUGUGUCCUCUUCCCUAUUCGGUCCUGUCCUGGUGAGCUGGGGCUCCAGUAGUAGCGACGACGAUGCAGAUUCCCAGGGUUCCACUCUCCACCCAGUGGUGCCAGACAGCCUGAUGGAGGGGGCGGGGACGGGUGGGUUGGACUUCAGCCUGCUAGCGCUCCCACGUGGGCUGGGCGAGGGCUCCAGCCUGGAGAACCUGUCUGACGUUAGCACCAACGCUAGUCCCCUGGAGGAUAAUGUUAGCGCCGCUAAUGCGUCUAAACCCUGGGUCCCUCCCAAGGGGUUCUGGAAGGCCACCAGGCCUGAAACGCUACUGCUGAACGGAGACACGCCUCCGGCCCCAGACAGACCUUUGGCCGGGGCCCCUGGGGGCCAGCAAAGGAAAGCCAGGGGCCACGGCGGGGUGGGCAGGGAGCUGCUACGCCGUGACAGCCUGGAGGGUCUGAGGCGGUGUAUGGGCGAGCUGGGGCCCGAGGGGCCAAUGGGGGGCUUGUGGAGGGCUGACAGCCUGGAGAGUCUGUGCAGCAGUGGGAGUGCCAUUUCUCUAGCAGAGAGAGUGGAGAUGAAUCGGGGCAUCCUCAAGCAGAUGCUGAACAAGAGCCAGGGACCAGAGCCAGGGAGCCUCAGCCCUGUGCUCUCUGGAGCCUCGGCCCUCUGCUCUCUGGAGAGAGAGCAGAGGGCCGAGGAGGUGACCCAGUGCAAUGGGAGAGGUUUCAUUGCCCUGAAUGACAGUGACUGGGAUUCAGGCAUCUCCCUCCAAGACAGCGAGCACAGCCAAAGGGCCUUUGUGUCCAGCGAGGACCUGCCGCUGAGUCCACGCCAUGAGCAGGCCAAGCGGCUCCUGGAGAGAGCCCGCAUGAAGGCCCGGUCCUAUCCACUCAAGGCCGACCACACCAUCCUACCCGUCCAGAGGGACAACCCGGAGCAGCUGUCCACGGCUGGAGCUUCCUUGCACCGGGCUCCGCUGGCGGGGAAGGGCGGCCAGUCGGUGUCGUCAGCAACGGUUCCUGCGGUUACCUCGUUGUCGGGGAACCUCAGUGACUCCUCCAGCAGCGACUCGGCCUGUGGCCCCCGCCGACGUCCUGGCCAAUCACCGACGCGGGUCCGCUUCGAGGACGAAUCGGAGAAAGACGCGGAGGUGCGCUACUUGGAGAGGCUCCGUCAGAGGAGGAGGGCGGGUGAGAGGGCCCAGGGUCUGCUUAUAUCCAAGCCCAACCUCUCUUCCUAUGUCAACGGGCGGAGGGACACUGAUCCAGGAACUGGAAUAGUGAUCGAGCGAGGGCACAAGAAGGCCCACAGGGCACAGGAGGGCCACUUAAACGGUGGCAGCCAUUUCAAAUCCGUGGUGGCACACGAGGAGGCGCUUAACAGGCAGUGCAACUCGUGCGGGACGUUCCUGGAAGGAGGGGUCCAGAACCCGAACCUCCAUCCAAACUUUUCACCCCUGAACCUGAACCUCCAUCCGAACCCUUCACCCCCAGUAGGGCAGAGCCAUCCGGUGAACAGAGAGGGGGAGGAGAAGGUGCUGAUGCCUUGCUGGGUGGCUCCCAGCAAGCCCAGCCGGACAGUUCGUACCGAGCUGAUCAAGGAGACAUACAUUGGUAAGGUAACCCCUGGCGAUGUGGCAGAUAGCGAAGGGACGGGCCACGGCUCGGCGGGAGAGACGGACAGCAGCAGUGGCGGUGGAGGUGGUGGGAGUGUUCGAGUGUCAACAAUGAAGGUGAAGAGGAGGAGUAGGAGAGGUGAGCUUUUGGGCACCAAUGGCCAAGGAGCACCCAUCAAGGUGCCACCAACUCCACCAGCACCCAGGCCCAAUGGUAUUGUGGUGCCGCCCAACCCGUACCCCAUUGAGCAACCAGUAUCAAAGAUGGUGGGUUUGCCCACUCACUCCCCUGCACCCCCAGAUGAUCCCACAAACAGUCCCCCGUGCAUCAAGAGCUCCCCCUUUCCCCCUUCCCCAACGCCCAUCAAAUCAGCUCUGAAAUCAGGACCCAAGAGCCGGCCCAAUGGCCAGCGAAUGGUCAAACUCAUGCCUUCACCACAGUACCGCCUUUUGCCCCAGAACUCCCUGGAGGACCAAGGGAGAGGGGCUGCGCCCAGCCCCCAGAACGAGCACUCUGUCGGGGGGAACUUCGUGGAGUAUGGUUCCUCUUUGGGGCUGACUUCCAGCACCGACACGAUGAUGCCCUGUAUCAGGCCUGCUUCCCUGCUGAAGACCUCCCCAUUGCUAGCUAGGACAGCAGUAGAGAAGAUGGGGGACCCUGCAGCACCAGAAGUGGAGCAGCAUCAUCCAGGGAUGGGAGAGCUCUGUCUGGAAGGAACCAGCAUCAUUACCCCGCCCCCGUACCGCUCUGAGGGUGACGUACGGGUCAGGGGACCAAUGAGAGCAGAGCAUCAAAGGGAGGAUAGCCCUAGUCCAACUCAGAGGGUAAGGGCAGAGACAGAGCAGCGGGAAGGCAGGUCCAAGCUCUCUCUGCAUCGUUUCUUCUCCGCCAUCGGCCUAAAUGGAGUUGGGAAGCUGCUUAAAGGGCGCUCCAGUAGCAUGGAGCAGCUUAGCCUCCAGCCCCGUGGCGUCCCCCCAGCCUCUCCUGGCCCCACCUCCACCCCCGGCACUCCCAAGUGCCCAGACCCCAGCCAGCUGAGGAAAGCCCCCUCGCUCCAAUCCCUACGCAUGGGGUCAUCCUUUAUGCAGCUGAGGAAAUCGUCAUCAGUCCAGAAUUUACAGUCGUCAAAGAAGAGAGAUCGCUCCAGUGCAUACACACCUGGAGACCAACCCGGCAGCCCUGCUCUCAGUAGGGGAUUUCAGAGGGCUCUGAGUGUGGAGGAUGUGGGCUGCCCUAGCGGGGUGCGCUCGGUGGGGAGGGUGGCCCAAGCCUUCCCUGACGGUACCCUCCUGCUGGAACUUAGCAGACCCCCCAACGGACCAUUCGGCUUCCUCAUCUCCCGGGGCAAAGGACGACCAGACUCGGGUGUGUACGUGGAGGAGAUGGGCGACAGCAGCACAGAAAAGCUGUACGCGGGGCUGCUGGGAGUGGGAGACGAGCUGCUAGAGGUGAACGGUGAGAAGGUGUCUGGCCUCAGUUUGGACCUGGUGACAUGUCUAAUGACCCAGGACAACAUAGCCUCCAUCCGCGUGCUCCGACACAGGAGACUCCCCCCUCCUCGCUAGGCAACCUGAGGACCGCCGGUUACAGUGGAGACGCCAGGGUUGCGUCAUGGCAACCACAGACGCCAUGGCAACCAUCGAUGCCACAGCAACCACAAACCCCAUGGAAACCUGGGGUGUUGGGGGUAUGACAGAGGGACAGUGUGUGUGAUCGGCUUUAUGACUGUGGCUAUUUCUAUGCCCGCUUGCUUUGACAGUAGUAAUAAUGUCCACUCUCAAAAUAGAGCGGUAUUCUUCUGAAGACACGUCAUGAUGUUUGACACGAUUGGCUCACCUUUCUAUAUGGUUCACAUGGAGUUGCUAUACGAGCAGUAGCGGUCUCAUAUUUUCUCAUGUCCUGUUAUGCUCUUUGGCGUCAGGUGCUCCUUACUUGACCUCUUUUUAAAACACAGCAGUACAAACAUUUUUUUUAUCAUUACAGGUAAUGCACAAAGCUUUCAAGCAGCUCACACAUCAAUAAUACAGUCUGGUAGGAGAUUAUCUGUUAAAUACCUCAUAAAAAUCUCCUCCAGUAGUAUUCCAUGCAUCUUUAUGCAAUUAAAUCAUAUAUUUGUAUUGUGGUUAUUGGUUUAGUCAGAAACCAGACCUGGAUUUGUGUGGGUUAGCAAGAGGAGACAUGAAGCAUCUCAAAAGUGAUACCAUUGAAACAAACCUAACAGUUGGCAGUCUCUUCGAGUCAAAGAUGCUAAUUCUAACCGAAAAAGAAGACAGAGUUUUUCUGUCUUGGACUAGUAAUAAACAUAGUCUUGGAUAUGAACUGAAGCACUAUGGGGAUGAAGUACUCUGGAUAGCAUAGAGUAGAUUAAGUGUUACAGGAAAUGAAGGAGUCGAUGUCUUGAGUUCUGAAGUCUGAUUAAGAAUAAGUAUAAUUUCUCUAUAGUCUUUUCCAAUGGUGUGUCCUGUUUACUGCAAUAGCUACAAGGAACUAGCCCAGGUGCCAGUCUAGUUGUGCUUUAACCAGCUUGUCUUUGACAAUGUUUGUGUUGUUGAAUGCAGAAAAAGUCAGGCACCCAGGCUAAAAAGGUAAGACUUACUCCAAAGAAUGGGAUGAGAAUAAGGUGUCACAACUAACUACAUUUUGUCAAUUGUCACAGUAAUAACGAACUUGAAAAUGACAGCGUUUCAAAACCCAACACGCAUAGCCUCAAACCCUUCCAUUUUGUUUGUCUGUCUUCCUCAGUCCUAGUGGCUCAACAACACUAUAUCCAUGCCAUCUUGAUUGUACCGAAGGAUCCUCCACUUUCCUCUCUGCUUGUGUCCGUUUGCCAAACAAAGUAGAAUCAAUAUUUGUUUACAUUUUACCAUAUAAAUGUGCAGUACCCAAAUAGGAUUAAGUUCCCCUAUCAAUCAGAAAGGUACUCACGGUUGUGACUGAAAAACAUCCCCUUUUAUCAGUAGCCUGGUCCCAGAUCUGUUUAUACUGUCACACCUGAUCUGGGACCAGGCUAUCUUAUCAUCAGUCCUUAAUUAGGUCAUUCCUGGUUGGUUUACAGACACCCUGAUGUUGUCAGUCUGGGUUCUGAAUUUAGGAUUUGUCUGUCAACGGACAAAGUCCUUUCCAAUGCUGCUGAUUGUUUUUUGUUAAUGUCAUUUACAAGAAUGCAUUGAACACAAAGCAAUAACUGCCAAAGUGUUAGGUUGAUUGUCUAAAGGAAGACAUUGUAAAAGCAUAAGGUCAAACCAUUGGGUUGAUGAUAAGAAGUCAGACAGACCCAUUCAUUUCAACAGCCAAUGGUUCUACAGAUCAUUACAUGCGUGUGACUGUGACGAUAGGAAAGUAUCGACAUUUGAAGAGUCAUUCCACAUCAUUCAUCAGUAUUAAAGUGUGCAAAGAA